AUGUCGGGUGUAGCUGAACAAGUGGACAAGUUAUCCGUUGAAGAUAACAAACCUAUACAACAAGAGCCAAUUAAAUCUAAAGAUCAAGUAUCGAAUUCAAAUUCUAAAGAACAAUCUAAAGAUCAAGAACCAAAAGAGCAAAAACAACCAAGCGAACAAAAUAAAUCAAAUGAACAAAAACAACCAAAGGAAACAAAACAAAAACAAGGAGGUACAAGAAAGGAGAAAAAAGCAGCCAAUGCAUCAGGAACAAAUUCAUCAUUAUAUUUAGAUCCACAACCUGCAUUUUUAGAAGAAAGAAUUAAAUUAUUUGAUGAAUUAAAAUUAAAAUAUGAUGAAAUAAUAGCUCAAAAACCAAGAACUAAAAUACAAAUUAAAUUAAAAGAUGGUACAAUAAAAGAAGGUAUAUCUUUUGAAACUUCACCAUUAGAUAUUGCUAAUUCAAUUGGGAAAUCAUUUGCUGAGAGACAAGUUAUUUCAAAAGUUAAUGGACAAUUAUGGGAUAUGCCUAGACCUUUUGAAGAUCAAGAAGAAGUUUUAUUAGAAUUUUUAGAUUUUGAUCAUCCCGAAGGUAAAGCAGUAUUUUGGCAUUCUUCAGCUCAUAUUUUAGGGGAAUCUUGUGAAUGUCAUUAUGGUUGUCAUUUAUCUCAUGGACCACCAACAGAUGAUGGAUUUUUUUAUGAUAUGUCUAUAAAUGAUGGAACUCAAUUUGUUGUUGAAGGUGAUUAUUCAAGUUUAGAAACAAUUGCAACAAAAGCAAUAAAAGAAAAACAAAAAUUUGAAAGAUUAGAAAUGACAAAAGAAGAUUUAUUAAAAAUGUUUAAAUAUAAUAAAUAUAAAGUUCAAUUCAUUUCAGAUAAAAUUCCAGAUGGUACUUCAACUACAGUAUAUAGAUGUGGUCCAUUAAUUGAUUUAUGUGUUGGACCACAUAUUCCUCAUUCUGGAAGAAUUAAAGCUUUCAAAGUUUUAAAAAAUUCAAGUUCUUAUUUUUUAGGUGAUGCAAAAAAUGAUUCAUUACAAAGAAUAUAUGGUGUUUCUUUCCCAGAUAAGAAGUUAAUGACUGAACAUUUACAAUUCUUAAAAGAAGCAGCAGAAAGAGAUCAUAGAAAAAUUGGUAAGGAGCAAGAAUUAUUCUUUUUCAGUGAUAUGUCACCUGGUUCAGCUAUGUGGUUGCCUCAUGGUACAAGAAUCUAUAAUACCUUAGUUGAUACUUUAAGAUAUGAAUAUAGAAGAAGAGGUUAUGAAGAAGUCAUUACUCCUAACAUGUAUUCAACUAAAUUAUGGGAAACUUCUGGUCAUUGGCAAAAUUAUAGUGAAAACAUGUUUUCUUUUGAAGUAGAGAAAGAAACCUACGGAUUGAAGCCUAUGAAUUGCCCUGGUCAUUGCGUGAUGUUCAAGUCAAGAGAACGUUCCUAUAGAGAGUUACCUUGGAGAGUUGCUGAUUUUGGAGUUAUUCAUCGAAAUGAAUUUUCAGGUGCGUUAUCUGGUUUAACAAGAGUGCGCAGAUUUCAACAAGAUGACGCGCAUAUUUUUUGUACUCCAGAACAAAUUGGUAGUGAAAUUGCAGGAGUUUUUGAUUUAUUAAAAAAAAUGUAUGGUAUAUUUGGAUUUGAAUUUAAAAUGGAAUUAUCAACAAGACCUGAAAAAUAUGUUGGUGAUUUAAAUACUUGGAAUUCGGCUGAAUCUAAAUUAGCAAAUGCAUUAGAUGAAUUUUUAGGUAAAGAUAAAUGGGAAUUAAAUCCUGGUGAUGGAGCAUUUUAUGGUCCAAAAAUUGAUAUUAUGAUAAGUGAUGCAUUAAAAAGGUGGUUUCAAUGUGCUACUAUUCAAUUAGAUUUUCAAUUACCUUCUAGAUUUGAAUUAGAAUUUAAAACUUCAGAAGAAGGUAAUGCAAGACCAGUUAUGAUUCAUAGAGCAAUAUUAGGAUCGGUUGAAAGAAUGACAGCUAUUUUAACAGAACAUUAUAAAGGUAAAUGGCCAUUUUGGUUAUCACCAAGACAAAUUUUAAUUGUACCAGUUGGACCAAAAUUUUAUGAAUAUGGAGAAAAAUUAAAAAAAAUAUUUAAUGAUGAAGAAUUUUAUUGUGAUAUUGAUAUAAGUGGUAAUACUUUACCAAAAAAAGUAAGAACUGGUCAAAUGUUUAAAUAUAAUUUUAUUUUUAUUGUUGGUCAAGAAGAACAAGAUAAUUAUGGUGUUAAUGUUAGAAAUAGAGAUAUACCAGAAGAACAAGGUAAAAAUGCUAUGAUUAAUGUUGAUGAAGUUAUAAAACUGUUGAAACAAUUAAAAGAUGAUAAAAGAGCUGAUAAUAAAUUGUAA
Lodderomyces pseudojiufengensis is the source of this 2313-nucleotide messenger RNA. It is a transcript of the gene THS1, whose product is annotated as threonine--tRNA ligase. The coding region runs from base 1 to 2313 and encodes 770 amino acids. Gene Ontology annotation, molecular function: ATP binding; threonine-tRNA ligase activity. NCBI's taxonomy places the organism in Eukaryota, Fungi, Ascomycota, Pichiomycetes, Serinales, Debaryomycetaceae. The transcript has a single exon. Gene Ontology annotation, biological process: threonyl-tRNA aminoacylation. The record is from RefSeq and is a predicted model, not a curated record. Gene Ontology annotation, cellular component: cytoplasm.